Messenger RNA from Mixia osmundae IAM 14324, 6074 nucleotides. RefSeq lists its product as uncharacterized. Gene Ontology annotation, biological process: protein phosphorylation; late endosome to vacuole transport; macroautophagy. Bases 309 to 6074 code for a protein of 1921 amino acids. The transcript has 13 exons. NCBI's taxonomy places the organism in Eukaryota, Fungi, Basidiomycota, Mixiomycetes, Mixiales, Mixiaceae. Gene Ontology annotation, cellular component: nucleus-vacuole junction; phosphatidylinositol 3-kinase complex, class III, type II; phosphatidylinositol 3-kinase complex, class III, type I. Gene Ontology annotation, molecular function: protein heterodimerization activity; protein serine/threonine kinase activity; ATP binding. The record is from RefSeq and is a predicted model, not a curated record.
CUUGUCUCGAAAGUGCCUGCAUAACGCCAGCGUGAGUGCAGUCUUGCCGCUGCCUACGGGACCGCCUAUGCCGAUAGUAAAGGCUCUUUCUUCAAAGUCGCGGUGAGAGUAGUCGGGCAGAUCUCUGUCGCUAUAUUUGCCAGCGCUGUCCAGGUGCUCGUGCGUGUGUCCAUGCUCACCAGCGCUGCCAAUGUCAUGAGAGUGGUCGUGUGAAUGGCUCAUGCUGGGCGUUUGAUCAGCUCGACUAAGGAGGAGAGAAAUCGACGACGACGACGCGCGACGACGAGCUUGAAGUAGAGGCGAGUCACAUGCAGCCUGGCGUGACUGCGGAGAGCGCAGAGUAUGCUCUUCGACGCCUGAUAGCGGUCACGCUCUGUCAAUCUGGCUUCACGGCCAGCUCAGAGGAUGCGCUAGCCGAGCUGCAAGAUCAAACGCUGAGGCUCUUGGGAGGCCUGUCGCACCUGUCGCACGACUUUGCUGCAGCUUGCAAUCGCAGCAGACCGAAUGCGAAGGAUGUCUACAGUGCCUGCCACGACCAAUCCAUCACUCUGGCCAGUCUCAGACAGCAGCGACAGCUCAACCUCGACGCAUGUGCUCAAGAUGCACCGCUGUAUGAAUGCUUCGACGGACCGCGAGCGCCGUUGCCGCUCGACGUCGAGCAGAGCGAUCCGAGCAAAUUGUCCCUAGGACAUCGGCUCAAGCAAGAUUUCCAGCCUGCGCAAGAGCUAGCUGCAGUCAUUCCGGAUAAUCUGCCGCCUCUGCCGCCGUCGUAUACGUAUCGACAUACACCCAUAUACUCGGCCGAUCCGGAAACAAUCUUGCCAUCUUCAUCUCGUGAAGUAAGGGCUGCCCAGCUUAGCCGCCGGCUGGAGAGCAACCGUCAAGCUGAGCGAUCGCUCCAAAACUUACUACGCAUCACAGCCGGCACUCGGCAGACAUCGCUUCAUUCUGCAGAGCAUCUCGGUCUAGCCUCAGAAGUGGCCAUCAUCAACUAUGCAGCAGCAAGACGACAACAGCAACUCUUUGACGAAUCGGGCGGCGCAGGUGCGCAUAGCACAAUCACGCGUAUCAAUCGGUUGCAUCGCAUGGGACGUAUCCAGUCGAGCCACCAAUCCAGCAAGGCCGAUCACACGCUCGUAAUCGGCAGGGUGAUCAAUUGCGACUUGCAAGCGCGCUUGCGGCCGCGGAUCAGGCCACCUAGCAGCACUCGCAUCUGGAAACCCGUCUGCGAUGAUGGCAAGACUGCCUGCGCCCAGGCAUGUCUGUCAAGGAGUACUAGCUGCGCUGUGAGCUGGCUUUCGCAAGCGAGCACCAGAAGGAUUCUCCCGGGGCACCCGGUCAUCAUCCAGUGGCCACCAGACAUGGGCAAUUCGCCUAGCUCGAUACGGCCUGUCCCGGGCUUGCCCGUCCUCAGUCCUUCAGAUCUGUCGGAAUUAGGUGAUGUGACUUACGAACGGAGCAUGGGCUCGGCGAGAUGUCUCAAGACGAUGAGGGCGAGACAUCAGCAUGGACCAAUCGUCGUCAAGGUCUUCGUCAAGCUCGAUCCCGCUCUUUCACUGCGCAGCCAUGUCAAGAAGCUCAGAGCUGACCGAGAGCAGCUUGCCGACGUCCCCAAUGUCCUUCACUAUCUUCGCCUGCUCGAGACAGAGAAGGGCGCCUACCUCACGCGACAGUGGCUCUCAAGCAGUCUCUAUGACCGCAUCAGCACACGCCCGUUUCUUGCAGACGUCGAGAAGGCUUGGAUGGCUUUCCAGGUCUUGAAGGGAAUGCGCGACGCUCGCGAGCGCGGCAUCGCUCAUGGCGAUCUCAAGCUUGAGAAUAUUCUCUUGACGUCGUACCAGUGGGUCUACAUAACCGAUUUCGCGCCUUACAAGCCAGUCUAUCUUCCGGAGGACGAUCCGUCAGAGUUCUCGUACUACUUUGACUCGUCUGGCCGACGCACGUGCUAUCUCGCGCCCGAGCGCUUCUACUCGGCAGGCAGUGACAUAGCCGAGCGUCGAAAGUCAGGCCGAGAGCGCUCUCUGGUGACAGAACCCAUGGACGUCUUUGCAGCAGGCUGCGUCAUCGCCGAACUGUACUCGGAUGGCGCUUCUCCCUUUACACUGAGCCAGCUCUUCCAAUUCAAGAGCAACGACUACGACCCCGAAGUGUGCUUUGCCGAGAUCGAGAACACUGACGUGCGUUCGCUUGUGCGAUCCAUGACAGCGUCCGAGCCGAGCGCGCGCCCGACGUUCACGCAGUGCCUGUCCAGCGCUCGUGGCGCCGCGUUUCCGGAGAGCUUCUACACCUUUCUUUACGAUUUUGUGCUCGACGUGACCGCCCUGCCGGACGGGACGUCAGACAAGCGAGACGCGAUGGCGGGCAAUCAGCGGGUGCUUCCCCUCCGGACAGAUUCAGAUACCCGCCUCGAGAGAAUCUGGGAAGAUUUUGCUGCUGUCAUCGAUAACUUGACCGACAAAGCUCGCUAUUCGUCGCUCAUUGCGACCAUCCCUGGAACUAUAGAUACUUUUCCCCUGCGAUUAGAUAUACCAGGCUACGAGGAUGCUCUGAGGACGAGCAUGUCGGCCAGCGUGCAGCAACACGACGAUCCACUUGCGCUCGUCGUCCUCAACUUGAUCUGCGCGAAUCUGCGCAACACGACCCGACAAGCCGCCGUGUUACAUGCGAUGGACAUGAUGAUCUUGCUCUGUCAGCAUCUCAGCGACCAAGCCAUACUUGACCGCGCCGUGCCGUACUUAAUCUCGCUGCUAGAGGACGAGGUAGGCACAGUCCGGUCUGCUGCUCUGCGUUCGGUCACGCAGGCAUUACUGCUCAUCACGACUAUCACGCCUGCCAACGCCAGCGUAUUUACCGAAUAUAUCAUGCCUCAUAUCAGACUCUUCUCUGUCGAUCCGGAAGAGUCUGUCAGAUGCAUGUACGCGCUUUGUCUCCCUGUCCUUGCGGAGCAAGGCGCAAGACACGUCGAGAUGGCACAGGCCAUGCGAAUUCACACACAAUUCAAGCUUGCCACACUGCAGCAAGAUGCGCAAGCGCCUGAAGCGUCCUACGAUGGCGCCAUGGCCGAAUUACAUAGCUUGAUUCAAAGCGAAGUCACGGAGCUGCUCAGCGAUUCGUCGGCGAACGUCAAGCGCGCUUUGCUGGGUAGCAUGCCAUCCCUUUGCCUCUUCUUCGAGCGACACCGCACCAACGAUGUUCUCCUGAGCCACAUGAUGACUUAUCUCAAUGACUACAAUUGGCAGCUGCGCGCUGCCUUCUUCGAGUCGACGGUAGGCGUGGCGACCUGCGCCGGCAGCACGAGCGUGGACCGCUAUUUGCUGCCGUUUUUCAUACAAGCCACAUCAGACUCUGAAGAAUUCGUGAUUGCGCGGUCACUCGCUUCGCUCAAGACUAUGAUCGAGCUCGAUCUGAUAUCCCGCGAAAGGCUGAAUGAAGUUGUGGGCGCGACCCUCUGUUUUCUGUGCCACCCAAACGAUUGGCUGCGCUUGCAUGCUGCGUCACUCAUCGCUUCGCUAGCUCAGCUUCUGCCAACGACAGAAGCCUGGUGCGGGCUCUACCCGCGCGUUCGACAGCUGCUCAGAUCCGAUAUUGCUGAUAUGUCAGAAGUCGCCAUAUUGACAGCAUUGGGUGAGCCUCUGUCGCGAGCUGUCUUCGAAGCCGCUAUCACGUGGGCAGCACGACUACCUCGAUCCGACUUUUGGCGAUCGAAGAACAAGUUGGAUGCUCUUCAAAAACGUCUCAUCGCCUCGGCUGAUCAAGACUCGGCUCAGCUCGACAAGCUUAGACAGCUCGGGAUGGGGCCGAACGACGAGAUCAAGCUACUUGCUCUGCGAGAUCACAUCAGCAAACUCACAACGGCAAGGCAAAACAGCGGCGACAUCCCCUACGCAGCUCAUUUGCAACUGCAAGCUCUAGGCAUCACACCGCAGACGAUCUUCUUCUCUACGCAGCCUUGCAUUCAGCCGGAGGCGUCUGCGAGCGGUGCAGACAAGCGUCGUAUCACCAGUAUCGCCAAGCAUGUCGGUCAGACCAACCCGAAGCGACUCUCACCUAUAGGUGAAAAUGAGAAGCAAGUCAAAAAUGCCUCAUCACCAUCUGUAAUUGAUCUGCGUUCUGGUGCUCGCGUAGCGUCUUCAGCCUCCGCAACUAGUACGACUUAUACCGCUGCCACCAACAUCACCGCGGCCUCGUCCACAGCUGGCACAUCGGAAGCAAGUCCGACUCCGAAACGACUGACAUCGAAUGGCAUAGAAUUGGGGCACGGGCAGCCGGCUUCGGCCAGGGAUGAUGCGUCUGCUGAUGGUCAGCUGCAAGGCGGCGCAGACGAUGCAACAAUAGUAUCCGGCCUGGCUCCGAGCACCCUGCAUGGUCAAGUCGGCCUUGGUGCUGGUUACCGACUCGUAACUUCCUAUGAGGGGAACGAUCAGAGCAUCAAGCAUCUGCUGGAAGAGCUAUACAGGAGCAGCUUCAAACAAGCUGUGCCCGAAUUUGGCGCGCCAGUCAGGCCUGGCGUUCCUCGUCGUCGCCUGACGCGCUUGGUAGUCGCAAACCGAGAUCGCCAUCAGAAGCGCAAUCCAGACAACGUCGUAGCUCAUCUCGGCGAGCACACCGGCAGCAUCAACUCUAUCGCUGUCUCGCCAGAUCAUAUCUUCUUCUGCACAGCAUCAGACGACGGUACACUAAAGGUGUGGGACACCACUUCUAUCGAGCGUAACGUCUCCAGCAAAUCGAAAUACACUAUCAAGCAAGGAGGGCGCAUUGAAAGCGCUGUAGUCAUCGACGGCACGCACUGCAUCGCUUCUGUAUCAACUCACGGUACACUCUUGAUUCAUCGCAUCGACGUCAAUACUGGUAUCCCGCUGCCGCGCUAUAGCAGGCCCACGCUCAUACGAUCAUACCGUAUUGAGCCUGAGAAUGAUUACGCAACCGACGUGGUCAGCUUGCAGACCGACUCUGGCACACAUCUGGUAUUCUGCACCGCUUCGGGUCAAAUCACGCGCAUGGACGCUACCAUGAUGCGACCGUUACAAACAUGGCAGAAUCCCAAUCAUUAUGGACCACCAACAACCAUCUGCCUUGAUCACGAGCACGUCUGGCUCGCUAUCGGGACCGCACGCGGAUUCGUGUGUUUGUGGGACAUGCGCUUUGGCUUGCUGAUCCGUGCAUGGCAAGUGACUACAGCGGGUAGGGUUACACGCUUGCAGGCGCACGCACACAGCUCUCGCUGGCUUCAUGUUGCAGCCGAAAGCGACGCGAGCUCGCCGGUUCCUGCAUUGACCACCUGGGAUCUCGCCACUUUCGAGCGCUCAGAAGUAUUGGCAGUCGCUUCCAGCAAGAGCGACGAUUCAAUACCAGCUUCAUCGGGACUCGCUGGCCAGAGCACGACGGAAGACGCAAUUGCGAGAUGGCUCGAGAUGGCUCGAUCGGACCCGCCAGAUCAGCUAAAGCGGGCAGUAGCCUCAACGCUCACCUUUAUUGCUCGAGCCGAGGCCGCCGAGCCCGGCGUGCUCGCAAUAUCUCGAGGAGACCCUCAAACUGCGAACGAUGCUCUUGCAAACGUAUCAGAUAGGACUCUUGACAGUGUCAGCACACCACCGGCAGGACUGUAUUUGACUGCAGGCGACGAUCGCAGGCUGCGGUCCUGGUCGACACAUGACAUGCAAGAUUCGUACAUCGUGAGCGGAGGUGACCCUGACAUGCUCAAACCGAUCUAUGUAUCGGAGCGCAAAGGAAAUCUGCUGCAGCACGAGGAGCGGCCAGACCCGUCACGACGGACGCCUUCGCGUAUGCAUCGCGCCACGCUAAUCGCACAGUAUCAGCAAACGCUGCUCAAAGGACACCAGGAUGCCAUCACUGCACUCGCGACGGCAGAACUGCCCUUCUCCUGCGUCAUCUCAGGCGACCGCUCUGGCAUCCGUUGCAGGGUCAUCAGUGGCAGCAAUCAGUGCAACUCGAAGAAGAAACUUGUCGCGCAACCUCGUAAGGCCUCCAGCGUGGCCUUGCUCCAGAUGAGCGUCGCUGAAAGUCGAAAUGAUUGGCAUUUUCGUCUUUCCAGCUCGAUCGUUACUCGAGCAUAG